This is a messenger RNA of Lachancea sp. 'fantastica', 4644 nucleotides long. NCBI's taxonomy places the organism in Eukaryota, Fungi, Ascomycota, Saccharomycetes, Saccharomycetales, Saccharomycetaceae. The record is from the annotation of a GenBank genome assembly.
AUGACAUGGUCCCAAUGUGAGUAUGGGCUGAGACCGUAUCCAGACGAAACUACCAAUGCUCUUAACCCGUGUUUUAUAUCGGCUGUAUCGCUAGGACACGCUGCGUUUUUCAGUAUUGUAGGUGUGCUCCAACUGAUUAAGUUGAUGCAAGAAACAAGAGUACCAGCGUCUUUCAAGUAUUCCUCAACGUGGAGAUCGCUAUCGACUAGACACUUGCUGCAUCUUUCGAACGUUGGCCUGCAAGCUGUUUUAUUUCUGUGUCUUUUGAUGGCUUUGCCAGCAGAUGGCACUCCUAACAUUACAGAAAAAAGCAUUUUAGGCCAACUUCUGGCGGUCGUUUUUGUUAAUAUUCCUAUUCAAUUCUUACAGUACUACAGGUCUACAACUUCGCUUGCAAGCCAGCUGUUUUAUUUUCUCACCCAAACAUUGCUGUUUGGAUUUCAAAUUGGACAACGCAUAGGUCAUCAUCCAGACACUCGGUUCGAUGUUUUCCCCGGCCAAGUAGGUGCUCUCCUAGAAUUAGCGUUGUUCGCAAACGGACUCUCGAUUUUUCUGUACGAUCUUACCUCAUAUCGUCCCAGUCCCGAGUUGCUGGCUUACUACUCCGAAAAUGGGCUCAACCUCGAGUGUAACAUCUUCGAAAACAUCACAUUUACAUGGAUGAACCCACUGAUAAAUCAAGUGUACAGAGAUGGAGAACUAAAGGAUCCUCACAACAUGCCCCUCGCCCCCAUUAAUCUCAACAUAAGGGAGAAAGCUGCUCUUUUGAAGGCAAAAUGGGAAAAUGAAAGAUGGAGUGGCAGAAACUCUCUUUUGUGGGCUAUCAUGCAUUCUUUUGGUAAAAUAAUAGCAUUGGCUUUAUCCAUCGAAAUCUUGAAAGAUUUCAUGACAAUUUUGCAGCCUCAGCUUUUGAGACUUUUCAUCAGCGAAUUCGAUUUUGAUAAUAAUGGUUCGAGCCGUACGCAUCCAAUACUGAAUGCCGUCUUCGUUGCCCUUGCUCUCUUCUUGAUGAAGCUAGCCUCAACCUGCUUGUCUAACCAAUUUUUCAUUAUAAUCUUUGAAGCGGGAAUGAGUAUAAGAGGAGCCCUGAUGACCAUGUUAUAUCAAAAAUCCUUGGCUUUGUCUGGUGAUGCCAGAGAGGCAAAAUCAGCCGGCGACAUUAUGAACCUGAUGUCUGUUGACGUCAUUCGCAUUCAGCGGUUCUUCGAAUCGGCUCAUGAUCUCAUCGGUUCCCCCAUCGCGCUCAUUACCACAUUAAUAUCACUUUACACCUUUUUGGGCAAUGCUACAGUUGGCGGCAUACUUGUGAUGGCAGUCAUGUUUCCUGUAAACAGCUUUCUGUCUCGCAAGGUUAAAAAGUUAGUCGAAGCCCAGAUGAAGUAUAAGGACGCUAGAAUCAAGACCGUUACAGAGAUCUUGAACUCUGUUAAAACUGUGAAGCUUUAUGCAUGGGAAAAGCCAAUGCUGGAAAAACUCGAUCAUGUAAGAAAUGAUCAGGAACUCAAAAGUGCCAAAGUUAUCGCUAUAUUCACAAAUCUGAUUGUGCUUGCUUGGAAUUGCGUUCCAAUCUUGGUGGCCUCAUCCACAUUUUUGAUCUACGCUCUAACUAUGGAUAAGCCACUUUCACCUGAGAUAGUUUUCCCCUCCUUGUCCUUGUUUGACAUCUUGAAUGAUUGCAUUUACACCAUUCCUCGCAGCAUCACAAACUUUAUUGAGACCGGGGUUUCCGUAGGAAGACUAAAGGACUUCUUCCUGGCAACAGAAUUGGACAAAUCGUUUAUUGAAUACGAGGGGCUGCCCGACGACUCUAAAGUACCCGUUUUAGAAAUAGACAAUGCUACAUUUCUUCGGAAAGCCUUCGUUAAACCUUCUGAUGACUAUGACGAAGAGGCUGUGAUCGAGAGUGCGAAGGUGGCGCUAAGCAAUAUUUCCUUCAAGGCUUACAGGGGACAACUGAUUUGCAUUGUAGGCCGUGUUGGAAAUGGGAAAUCUACUUUUCUGCAAGCUGUCAUGGGUAUGCUCCCCUGUAUCAGCGCAUCUGAAGCCCACAGGUCCCCUGUUUUCCAUUUUAGAGCCAACUCCGUUGCUCUUUGCUCCCAACAAUCUUGGAUCAUGAAUGCGAGCGUUAAAGACAAUAUUCUCUUUGGACACAGAUUUGACGAAGCAUAUUAUAAUGCUACUGUUAAGGCCUGUCAACUACUACCUGAUCUCGAAAUUUUGGCUGAUGGUGACGAAACAUUAGUGGGGGAAAAGGGAAUUUCACUCUCCGGUGGACAGAAAGCUCGCCUUUCGCUCGCCAGAGCCGUUUACUCCAGAGCAGAUGUGUACCUGCUGGACGACAUUUUGAGUGCUGUUGAUGCACAAGUCUCCAGACACAUCGUCGAAGAAGUUUUAAGCAGAGAUGGGGGGCUUUUGAAAAAUAAAACAGUCAUUUUGACAACCAACUCAAGUUCGGUUUUGAAACAUGCACAAACUAUAUGCGCGAUAGAAGACGGAACUUUCAUUGAAUCUGGAACUUUUGACGAAAUCUCAAGCAAGGGCGCCGACUCGAAAAUGAGUGCUUUGAUCGCUGACAUUGGUCUUUCUGAAUCUAGUGACACUUCCGAUUCCGUUGAACAAAGUGCUGAAAUUGAAACUACAGAUUCCGUUGAACUAAGUGCUGUAACAAUCUCGGAAGAUCAAGUAUAUGAUGUCCAAGAGGAGAUUGGUCUCAGUGAUCCUGUAGAAGGAGAAAAUGCCGUACGUGCAGUGCUUCAAUCACGAAAAGCGUCGGUGGCUACCUUGCGUCCUCGGAAGAUCAUUGACGUUAAUGCUGACACGAGGAAAACGAAGCAAACAGAAGAGAAAAAAGAGCAAGGCAGAGUAAAAACCGAAGUCUACAUGGCCUAUUUGAAGGCUUGUGGUAUACCAGGCGCUAUUGUCUUUUGUGUAUUCCUGUGCGGCUCUAGAGCUCUGGUCACAGGAGAAAGCUUUUGGUUGAAGCAUUGGUCUGAGGAAAAUGAAAAAAACGGGGGAAAUGUGAGAAUCGGGUUCUACGUCGGAAUUUACGUUCUGAUUUCCAUGGGUUCUGCGUUCUUCAAUAAUGUCAAAAACAUAUUUUUACUUUUGGUGUGUUCCAUGAGAGCUUCCCGAAUUCUUCAUGACGAUAUGGCAAACGCAGUUUUGAGAAGUCCCAUGAGCUUUUUCGAAACUACCCCAGUCGGUAGGAUCAUCAAUCGGUUUUCCAGUGAUAUGAACUCCGUGGACGACACCGUGCAGUACGUCAUCAGCUUUUUCCUUCUUUCCAUUCUCGACUAUAUCAUUGUUGUUGUCGUCAUUGGCUAUCAAGUGCCUUUAUACUUGAUAGUAAAUGCGCUUCUCCUGGUGUUGUACCUGUAUUAUCAAGCGUAUUAUGUGACGCUGAGUAGAGAACUCAAGCGUUUGAUAAGCACAAGUUUCUCGCCCAUUAUGUCCAUGUUAAGUGAGACCAUCGCGGGACAUAUGGUUAUUCAGGCCUUCGACCAUAUCGACCGCUUCGACUAUUUCAAUUUGCAAAACGUUCAAUUUAACGUGAACUGUGUCUUCAACUUCCGGUCUACAAAUAGAUGGCUAUCCGUAAGGCUGGAGUCAAUCGGAGCAUUCAUGAUUCUGGCUGUUGCCAUGUUGUCUCUGUAUACCACGACCGGCGACAGCCCUCUUUCAGCAGGUAUGGUGGGACUGUUGAUGAGUUGUGCCCUCCAAGUGACAAGCAGACUAAUGUGGAUUGUGAGAAUGUCCGUACAACUCGAGACCAAUAUUGUAUCUGUUGAAAGAAUAGUAGAGUAUUGUAAGUUGCCUUCGGAGGCACCUCCCAUUGUUGAGAAACAUAGACCCGAGAAGAACUGGCCGGCUCGUGGGUCUAUAAAAUUUGAAAACUACUCCACUCGGUACCGAUCAAACCUUGAUCCAGUUUUGAAGAAUUUGAAUGCAAGUGUUUUGCCUCAAGAGAAGAUUGGUAUAGUUGGAAGAACUGGUGCGGGCAAAUCUACUCUUUCGCUUGCUCUAUUUCGCAUUCUUGAGCCCUCAGAAGGAACUAUAACCAUUGACGGUGUCGAUAUCAGCCAGAUUGGACUAUUUGACCUAAGGAGUAAUCUUGCUAUUAUUCCACAAGAUGCUCAAGCGUUCGAAGGUACUAUCAGGUCAAACAUUGAUCCUUUCAAUAAUUACACCGAUGAGGAGGUUUGGAGGGCCUUAGAACUCUCGCAUUUGAAGCCUCAUAUAGUCAAAAUGGCAAAGGAAGAAGCAAAGUUUGACGAAAACGGCAACCUGCUAGACACCAAGGUGAGUGAGAACGGUAGUAACUUUUCAGUUGGUCAACGUCAAUUGCUAUGCUUGUCAAGGGCGCUGCUCAAUCACUCCAAGAUUUUAGUGUUGGACGAAGCUACAGCUGCAGUGGACAGUGAAACGGACCGUUUGAUACAGGAGACAAUUAGAGCUGAGUUCAAAGAUCGUACUAUUUUGACCAUUGCUCACCGCAUCGAUACGGUACUGGAUAGCGACAAGAUUAUGGUACUGGACAAAGGAGAGUUGAAAGAGUUCGAUAGCCCUGCAAACCUGCUAGCUGACAAGAGUUCAAUCUUCUACAGCCUUUGUCAGCAAGGCGGGUAUAUCAAGACUCAAAACUAG